CUUUGACUCUCCUAAAGCACACUCUUUAUAAUAUAUCUAUGAUAUCAAAUUUGAGUAUUCUUCCUAUUAUGGAUAGAUUACAUUCUAUUUUGACACCAACAACUUCUCUUUCUGUAUUUAAAAUAUUUGCUAUAUUUGAAAGAUUUAGAAAAAAGUCAACAAAUCGAAAAGGCUUGAAAAGACUUAAAAAGAAAAAAGUUACAAAUCGAAAAGGUGCUAAGCAAGAGUAG
Dentiscutata erythropus is the source of this 230-nucleotide messenger RNA. NCBI's taxonomy places the organism in Eukaryota, Fungi, Glomeromycota, Glomeromycetes, Diversisporales, Gigasporaceae. The record is from the annotation of a GenBank genome assembly.